AGGGCGGUGUUACGCAGCAUCAUCGGAGCUUGUCGUUUUAUUGUACGGCUGCUGAUGCUGAGAGGUCGCGCUGAGAAAUAUGUAGGACCAUGAUUGCGGAUCUGAGGUUUGGGGACCGUGGCACAUCGUGGCGGAUUGUUUUUUAGGUUUUCUGACUACAAGGAUAAUGAGGAAAAGACGGAACUGGGAACGUCAGUGUAACUUGAAGUGAUGGAUACUAAGAGCGUUUGAGGAACCCCUACAUCUGACCCAAUGGCAAAGAAAGGCCGCGCCAAGGGCGAGAAGCCUGAAGCGCUCAUCUCUGCCUUACAGGCAGCCAAUGAAGAUCUCAGGUCUAAAUUAACCGACAUUCAAAUUGAACUGCAUCAAGAAAAAUGCAAGGUGACCAAGUUGGAGCGAGAAAAGGUGCAGGAAGGCAAGCGCAUUCGCGAACAGGAGCAGCAUCGGCAUACGGUGACGCUGACGGAGCAACGGGCCCGAUGGCACGAAGAGAAGUUAAAGGAACUCGCAACUCUGCGGGAAUCGCUAACGCGACAGCACGAGCAGGAGCUAGCCCGCACCGCUAAGAUUAAAGAAGGCGAGAUCCAGCGUUUGCGGACUGCGCUCAGUGCGCUGCGCGACGGCAGCGGGGAGAAAGUACGUACCGCGCUGACGCUGGAAGCUCGAGAGGAAGCCCGCCGCUUCUUUGACCAGGAGCGAGUAAAGCUGCUGCAAGAAAUAGCGGAGCUGAAAUCCUCCAAACGGCAGACGGAUGAAGCGCUGAAUACUAUGAUUAUAGCCGACAAGAUGAAGGCAGGUGACCUGCGCACUGAACAUCAAGCGCACCAGGAGCAGAUCUCCAAGAUCAAGUGGGACUGCGAGCGAGAUAUUCGUCGAUUGGUGGAUGAGAUCAAGUCAAAGGACCGGACGAUCUUCUCACUGGAGAAAGAGCUGGAAACAGCGACAGGCUUCGUGCAGAAGUUGCAGCUGCAGAAGGACGCGCUCGAUGAGCAGCUGUUUCUGGUGAAAGAGGCCGAAUGCAACCUGGGAAGCCCCAAAAGGGAGAUCCCCGGCCGUGCUGGAGAUGGAGCGGAGCAUUGUGGGAGUCCGGACAUGAGAAGAAACCAGAAACGCAUGAGUGAACUCAAAGCCACCAUUCGUAAGCUGGAGGACCGCAAUACAAUCUUAGUGGAUGAAAGAAAUGAGCUGCUGAAGCGCAUUCGAGAAGCAGAGAAACAGUGCAAGCCGUUACUGGAGAAGAACAAAUUAUUAAGUAAGAAAAAUGAUGAACUCAGCCAGUCCCUUCAGAGGAUGGAGGAUAAACUGAAAUCCAUUACCAAGGAGAACCUGGAGAUGAAGGAAAAGAUCACCUCCCAUCCUCCACUGAAGAAACUCAAGUCUCUGAAUGAUCUGGAUCAGGCCAGCGAUGAUCAAGAGAUUGAAUUCCUCAAGCUGCAGGUUCUCGAGCAGCAGAGCAUGAUCGAUGAGCUGACACGGGAUAGAGAAAAACUCCUGAGAAAGAAGAGGCAUAAACGAAGCAGACCUAUAAAGAGGCAUAUUGUUGUAGAUACAUUUUAUGGGUAUGAUGAAGAGUCCAUGGAUUCGGAAACUUCCUCCGUGGCUUCCCUGCGCAUGGAUCGAACCCCGGCUACACCAGAUGAAGAUUUAGCUGAGGGUCUGGCGGCUGAAGAGUCUGAAUUGCGCUUUAAGCAGUUGACACGGGAAUAUCAGGCUCUUCAACGAGCCUAUGCCAUCCUGCAGGAGCAGAAAGGAGGUGUGCUGGACGCUGAAAUGGAGGCUAAGGCUCACGAGCAGCUCCAGGCAGACGUUCAGAGGUAUAAAGCUAAAAUCGAAGACCUGGAAAAUGAGCUUGCUUUAAAAGGACAGGACUCCAGAUGGGUGGAAGAGAAGCAACUGUUCCUCAGGCGCAAUCAGGAGCUGCUGGAGAAGGUUGAAAAGCUGGAUAAUGAAAACGGAAAGCUGCAGCAGGAACUACAGGACUCUAAAGAUCAGAAUGAACUCCUGGAGUUUCGCAUACUCGAGCUGGAGGAGCGUGAAAGGAGAUCGCCUCCGUUCACCCUUCAAAUCCAUCCUUUCGCUGAGGGAGUGAGCGCGCUACAGAUCUACUGUAUAAAGGAGGGCGUGAAGGACGUGUGUAUACCAGACCUCAUCAAGCUGCUGGAUAUACUAGGGGACAACGGGAACUUGAGGAAUGAGGAGCAGGUGGCCAUUAUUCAAGCCAGUACUGUGCUGUCGCUCGCUGAGAAGUGGAUUCAGCAGAUUGAAGGUACAGAAGCAGCUCUGCAUCAGAAGAUGAUGGACCUGGAGCUCGAGAUGGAGAUGUUCUGCAAACAGAAGGGUUAUCUGGAGGAGGAGCUGGACUACAGGAAACAGGCGCUGGACCAGGCCUAUAUGCAAAUCCAGGAGUUGGAGGCGACUUUGUACAACGCACUUCAGCAAGAUAAAGUCAUCAAAUACGGAGAACCUCUGGACGAGCUGCAGAAGGACGAGUUACGCACGGCCGUGGAGAAACUCCGCCGACAGAUGCUGCGUAAGAGCAGAGAAUAUGACUGUCAGGUGCUGCAGGAGAGGAUGGAGCUGCUCCAUCAAGCCCAUCAGAGGAUCAGAGACCUGGAGGACAAGACCGACAUUCAGAGGAGACAGAUUAAAGAUCUAGAGGAGAAGUUUUUAUUUCUCUUUUUAUUCUUCUCUCUUGCCUUCAUUCUUUGGCCUUGAUGUCUGUGACAUCUCCUGCAGAGGAUUUGAUGCAACCUGGAGCUGUCGCAUGCAACUGCAGUCGUCCGGUUGUACUGACUCAAGGUGUAUUAGUGGCUGUUUUGUUUUGCUUGUGUGGAAGUGGGAAAUUCAGAGUUAAUGAUUCUGGACGUCAUUGGGAUUAUCUGCACUGGAUUCAACCUCUGAGGAACGCUUGAAAUCACACUUACAGAUCAGUACUUAAAACAAGUACAAAACAUACUUGUCAAACCCAGCUAGAGGAUUAUAAAUUAUCUCUGCCAUGCAGGGACCCGUCACGACCACGUCUUUACUGCAUCUACAGCGACCGCUACCGAACAGAACCCGCAGACCUCUUUCUUUCUCACUCUGUCUGUCUGUCUGUCUCUCGUCCCACACACACUUUGGGAAAUUAGAAGCGAAACGGACGCCUUGCGGACACACACACUCACACACAUCCUCUCGCAGGAGUUAUGGGUGCUGACUCAGGGCCUGUUAGUGAGGUGACUGUCGCAUCUCUGUUAUCAGGACCCCGUAGGAGAGGUGUCUUCCUCACUGCCUGAACACAGAAAGGACAAUGAGACAGAUUGAGAGAGAAAGCGAGACCAUCCACUACAAACCAUCCACACGAGCAGUUUUCGUUUACCCCUAGAAAGUUGAGUAGACUACUGCAACCUGAAAAACUUAUUCUGAGCAGCCUGGUUUUUAAUAUAUUUUUUUUAAAAUUAUUCCUCAAACUGGGCCUCAUUCCUCCAUCACAAGCUAAAUUUGAAUGUAAAUCAUUCUUAAAAACAUUCUUAUGUAAAGGUGGCGCAGCAAAACUGUUUGCACAAUGUGACAGUUCAUGCAACCAAAACCAUUUUUGACCUAACACGUGCUACAGAACUUUUCUUUUUUAUUGUGACAUACAUUUUAGUAUACUUGUAUAUACUUGUUUUUAUGGAUCAGUUGUUAAUUGGAUUUUGAGACGAGGGCAUUGGACUUGAAUAAAUGAGCUUGCAGUCGAUUGUAAAAAAGGAGCAGGGUUUAAACCGACUAUACGAUUGGAGAAAUUCUGCAUACGUUACCAGAGAAAAGUCUGACAAUUCACUGGAAGAUCCAGCUAUGACAUUUUGAUUAAAAAAUGGCGAGAUUAAAAAAAAAGUAAAAAUAAAACACAUACAUACAGAAGCUUGUUUCCACCGCUGAAUAAAAAAGGUUAUUGGGAAUUUUUUAUCUCUGUCUUUUUCUCGCAAUAGCGCGAUAUAAACUUGCACUUCUGACCUUUUUUCUCAAAAUUUUCAUUUUCAUUAUUAUGAGUUAUCAAGUUUAUAUCCUGCAAUUCUGGAUUUAUAACACAGAAUUGCGAGUUAGUCAGUUUAUUUCUUGCAAUUAUGGUUUUCCUUCAAAUAAAGAGAAAAUUCUGAGAACAAAGUCAGAAUCAGACUUUAUAACAGUUGUGAGUUUAUAUCACAAUUCUGAGAAAAGUCAGAGUUGUGAGGAAGAGUCAGAAUUUUGAGAUAUGAACUAAACUUAAAACAAAAAGAGUCCUAAUUGUGAGUUUAUAUUUGCAAUUCUGACUUUUUUAUUGCAAUUGCUUUUUUAUCAUAAUUUUCUCAUUAUAUCAGAAUUGCAAGAUAUAAACCUGCAAUUGCAUAAAAAGUUAGAAUUAUGAAUUUUAUCUCGACUUUUUUUCUCAGAAUUUAGGCUUUUUUUUUUUUACACAAUUCUGACUUUAUUUCUCACAAUUCAGACUUUUUUCACACAAUUCUAAUUUUAUUUCUGAUAUAAAAAGUCAGACUUGUGAGAAAAAAGUUCUAAUUACUGAAAAAAAAAAAGUUCUGUGGUGGAAACCGUCUUCCAUAUAUACAUGAGUGAAUCACUGGCAAUAAGAUAUACAACCGAAUUUUUAUUACUUAAACUGUUCUCAUGUAAAUUAUUGAACCACAUGCCGGUUAAAAUUAGUUUUUUCAUAAACUGUCACACCAUGUGUGUUUAUGCAAGUAAAACCAUUCACGUGCGACAGUUUAUGAGAGUUAAACUGUUCUUGUGUAAAUUGUUAUACCACGUGAAUCAAAACAUGUUUAUCCUUAAAUGUUACACCGUGUGAGACCACUCUUUAGAAAACGGUCACAUCUUGCAACAUUUUUGCAAGUAAA
This is a messenger RNA of Labeo rohita (rohu), 4850 nucleotides long. RefSeq names its product janus kinase and microtubule interacting protein 2 (gene jakmip2). Lineage: Eukaryota; Metazoa; Chordata; Actinopteri; Cypriniformes; Cyprinidae. Gene Ontology annotation, molecular function: microtubule binding; kinase binding. The record is from RefSeq and is a predicted model, not a curated record.